This is a messenger RNA of Odontomachus brunneus, 993 nucleotides long. It is a transcript of the gene Rrp40, whose product is annotated as exosome complex component RRP40. The transcript is spliced from 2 exons. Lineage: Eukaryota; Metazoa; Arthropoda; Insecta; Hymenoptera; Formicidae. Gene Ontology annotation, biological process: CUT catabolic process; TRAMP-dependent tRNA surveillance pathway; poly(A)-dependent snoRNA 3'-end processing. The coding region runs from base 120 to 830 and encodes 236 amino acids. The record is from RefSeq and is a predicted model, not a curated record. Gene Ontology annotation, molecular function: RNA binding. Gene Ontology annotation, cellular component: nuclear exosome (RNase complex); cytoplasmic exosome (RNase complex).
CUAUAGUUAUAUAGUCAAGGGUAUAUACACGUGAUUUCUCGAACCGGUGAUUGUUAAAAAUCCCAAAUUUUCACAAUAGCACGCGCGUUUCGAGGUGACAAAACUUUGUUUUCUUUGAGAUGGAAGUUAACAAGGGUGAUGUAGUGUUACCAGGGGAUAGGAUCAAGGAUAUAAUAUUGUCUAAGGAAAAGGAGGUUGUGAUUCUGGGUCCUGGGUUACGUCGCGACGACGACACAGUAUUUGUUUGUAAAGCAGGUAUCUUGAAGAAACGUGAACCUGCAGUGUAUUAUGUUGACAGCUAUCAGAAACGAUAUAUUCCUAGUCGAGGUGAAAAUGUAGUGGGUAUAGUAACCCAAAAGGCUGGCGAUAUAUACAAGGUGGAUAUCGGUGCUAGUGAACAGGCAUCAUUGUCAUAUUUGGCUUUCGAAGGCGUGACCAAAAAGAAUCGUCGUGAUAUACAAAUAGGUGACGUAGUGUUUGCCAAGCUGUUGAUUGCCAGCAAGAAUAUGGAACCUGAAUUGGUGUGUGUGGACUCACAGGGCAAAGAGAAUGACUUGGGUGUACUUAGCACAGAUGGUAUGAUAUUUACCUGUUCCCUGAGUCUUAUAAGGAAAUUAUUGAAUCCAGAGUGUCCAUUGUUCAAAUUGCUUGGUAGCAAUCAAGCAUAUGAGAUGGCUGUAGGAAUGAAUGGUAAAAUUUGGAUCAAAGCAAGAUCAGUACAGGAAACGAUUGCUGUGGCGAAUGCCAUUCUGGCGGCCGAAUAUAUGAUGCCAACAGAAAUGAACAAACUUUGCGUGAAGAUCGAGAAAACUUUGCUUCUUGUGGCGUGACUUGCGUUAAUAUAGUAAGUGGCUAAUUGAAAGAGAUGAUUAAUCUUGAAGUGCAAAAGCAGAUACCUGAAUUGAUGCAAAAUUCUGAUCCUAUUUGUCAUAUAAACCUGUGAAAAUAGAAGUAUUAGUUAGUAAUAGUUAAAUAAAAUUACAAAAAUCGAUA